UGUUCCUUAGCCUUUGCAUUUUCCCUUGCCACGUAACCGACCGCUUCGCAAAUCUCUUGGGACAGUUCAACGGGAUCCCUACUGAAAAAUGAGCCGGGGAAGGUUUCGCUGGGGAGACACGAUAGAUGAAGAUGAUUUGCUACCCGCCCCCGUAGUUAAGGGUCCUGACGACCAUGGCAUUAAGACGAUGAUCGAGUAUAACAGGAACGAGAAGGGCGAUGCUUUCAAGAAGACCACCAAGGUCAAGGUGGUGACCGUGGAGAAGAAGGUCUACAAGGUUUCAGAGGAGCGGCGUAAAUGGCCCAGGUUCGGGCUGGCUGCGCGGGAGACGCCUCAGGAUUCGGUCACUGUCCAGGCGGUAGAGGAGAUCCCCUUCGAGCGCGUGCGCCAAAUCAAGGCGACGACACAAGAGAAGAAGGCUACGGAUAUUCAGCAAGUUCUUGCAACGGCAGACAAGACCGUCAUCUCUGGCAGCAUUAAGGAGAUGCUGUACAAGAAGCGCAUGGAGCGCGAGCUGCUUCGCGCAAAGGGCCUCCUCAAGGAGGCGGAGAAGCCCCCAGAGGAGGACGGCAAGCCCAGCGGCCCCGGCAUGGGCGCGCCCAAGCCCGGCAGCUACGUUCCUCCCAGCCUGCGGAACCGCGGGCCCGGCGAGGGGGAGAGCAUGCAGAAGAAGCGCGAGGACAACUCCAUUCGUGUCACCAACUUGUCGGAGGAGGUCACGGAAGGCGACCUGCAGGAGCUGUUCCGGCCGUUCGGCCCAGUGUCGCGCAUCUUCCUCGCCAUCGACAAGCAGACGGGAGAGAGCAGGGGCUUUGCCUUCGUCAACUAUGUGCAUAGAGAGGAUGCGGAGCGUGCCAUCCGCAACCUCAACGGCUUCGGCUACGACAACCUCAUUCUGCGUGUGGAGUGGGCCCAGCCGCGUGAGAAGUAAGCGGCGCAGCAGCGACCUAGCCGCAGGGAAGGCGCAGCAGCAACAGCAAAGGCAAAUAUGCUGCAGCUUGGCGCCUUGAAGGGGCUCAUGUGGAUGAAGUGGUAGGCGUGAGCUCAGUAGCUGGUAGGGCCCAGCGGCUCUUAUGCAGCCAGCCAGAGUGUAAGCGCUUCGCUGCGCAAUGCUAGUUGCUUUCCGGCGGGAGCAAGGCUGGACGUUGCAGCUGACCAUCCCCCCAAAACGACGGGCAGGGUUUUGGAGGCUUGAUGGAGGUUUGGAGGGCGCUUGACGUGUGCUGCAGGCCAUGCAUGCAAGCACGGGGGGCCAAGGGUCUAGCUAGGGGUAGUCCGGCUGCUGCGCGCACGCUGGCUAGUUGAAGCAGGGGCUGUUGGGUGGUAUUUAACUGAGUGACCCGGCAAGGUUUCGGACAGAAUGCCAUUUUGCCGCGGAGCACGUUCCUAGCCUUUAGAUCGUAGAUACAGGGCAAAAAGCAGCUACGGACAGCUGUUGGGAGGGUGACAAAGCCCAUACAUGGGUGCGGGUAUUCUAGGUUCCUGAGUCCUGGGUUUAGGACUCGGGCGUUUUUCGCAGGAAGGCCGUAUGACCGAGCAGGCGUGUGCGGAUGGUGGUAGGCGCGGAUCUUUGUAUGAGGGAGGGUAACGGGCAGAGGCUUAACAUAACUUUUGACGUAUGGGACAACUGGGAUGUCGCCGUUUGACGUGCGGCGGAUGCCCCGAGACUUGUUCGUUUUCACCGGAUGUGGAGGGGGCAUCCAGCGAGGAGGUCUAGGCCUCUGUUGGCACUCACCACAUGUUGGUUCGGACCCUGCCCAGGGGUCAAUUGCGGUAUCGAGUACCGGUCGGGGCGCUCAUGCAUUCGCGAGGCAUUGGUGUGGUGUGUUUCGGAUGAGGGCUACCCCUUGGUGGGCAGCGCUAAGGUGCUCUUUAGGUAGACGUUGUAAGCACUUAUCCGUUG
Messenger RNA from Astrephomene gubernaculifera, 1903 nucleotides. The record is from the annotation of a GenBank genome assembly. NCBI's taxonomy places the organism in Eukaryota, Viridiplantae, Chlorophyta, Chlorophyceae, Chlamydomonadales, Astrephomenaceae.